This is a messenger RNA of Brugia malayi, 333 nucleotides long. RefSeq lists its product as uncharacterized. The transcript has 2 exons. The record is from RefSeq and is a predicted model, not a curated record. Lineage: Eukaryota; Metazoa; Nematoda; Chromadorea; Rhabditida; Onchocercidae. Bases 1 to 333 code for a protein of 110 amino acids.
AUGAAGUUGAAAAUACGGAUUUUCUUCCACUUAUUUUCUACAAACCUCAUGUUAGUCAUAGCAGUACCUGAUUUUUUUAAAGAAAAACAAAACGCAAAUGAAAUUUAUCUUGUCAAACUGCGAUCAGCUUACUUUUUUCAGAACAACCCCAUUUUUUGGUACUAUAGGCAGUAUUGUCUUAUAACGGGCUUGUACAUGCUCGAACCGUGGGAACAAUCACUGUUCAACUGUGUGAUAUUUGCAGUUUUUUUGCAUAAGGUAUUUGUUGUUGUUAUUUGUAACUUAAACACAACUUUUUUUCAAACUUUCAAAGUCUCAUUUCUAGGGUUCUAG